CCUUCUUUAGAAAAUGUGGAAAAAAGGAAACGAGACAAAUAAACAUAUCGGCAAAUUUCAGAUUUAUUCGAAACCUAGUGGCCUAGUGGUUUGGCCAUUUCUGCUGCGCAGAAGAAUCGACUAGUCUGUUUCAGUCUGUUUCGCAAGUAUUCUGUGGUCUGUGGUUUACUUACGUAUUAGUUUCGCGUUAAAAAAAGCCUGUUACGGUUUUUGGAAACAGCAAAAAUGGCAAUAAUGCGGGGUCUUACAAUGAGCAGCCUUAAAAAGAAUCCUAUGCUGAUUCCACUGUUCUUUUGCAUCGGAGUUGGAGCAUUAGGAUCGAGUUUUUAUUUGUUCCGUCUCGCUGUUCGUAAUCCCGAUGUUACGUGGACCCCUGGAAAAAAUACCGAACCAUGGAACGAAUACAAAGACAAACAAUACAAGUUCCAUAUGAUCCACAAUAAAAAUGCCAAAUCUCCUGCGCCAGAAUACUAAAAAUGUAUUCUUUCCAUCUUAGUAUCGACUGUAAAUGGUUAACUUAAUAUUGUAUUAUUCUAUAAUGUAAUUCGUUUGUUUCAUGAUCGUACUAACGAUAAGUGAUCAUGACAAUAGGCAUACUGUGCAUGAUUCGUAUUAUUCUUUCAAGUGUAAUAUACAAAGUUUAAAUUAGAUUUAAAUAUUAAAGUUUGAAUACCUUCUGAAAAUAAUCUUAUUUCGACGACAUUGUACGAGACAGAAGAAGAGAAUAAAUGUUAUAUAAAUAGCUGUUAUAUUUCUUUUGUUAUGGUUUGCAACAAUAAAUCGCAAAAGGUA
Molecule: messenger RNA, 792 nt
Organism: Hylaeus volcanicus
Lineage: Eukaryota; Metazoa; Arthropoda; Insecta; Hymenoptera; Colletidae
Gene: ND-MLRQ
Product: cytochrome c oxidase subunit NDUFA4
Exons: 3
Coding region: 226-474 (82 amino acids)
Source: RefSeq, a predicted model, not a curated record